Messenger RNA from Phaeoacremonium minimum UCRPA7, 516 nucleotides. RefSeq names its product putative integral membrane protein pth11 protein. The record is from RefSeq and is a predicted model, not a curated record. The transcript is spliced from 2 exons. The coding region runs from base 1 to 516 and encodes 171 amino acids. NCBI's taxonomy places the organism in Eukaryota, Fungi, Ascomycota, Sordariomycetes, Togniniales, Togniniaceae.
AUGCUUAAAAUUCUAGACAUGCCGCGGAAGAGGAAGGUGCAGUUGGCCUGUAUCCUAUUGCCUGGUAUCUCAGUUAUCGCCAUCUCCAUCACACGCCUCAUCUUCGUGAUCCAGGGCCAAUGGGAGCCAGACAUGAGCUGGUCCUAUAAUCCCAUGCUUGCUAUAGAGGUCUCUGAGAUUGGGGCUACCCUAAUCGCACUCUCGGUGCCUGGAAUUAAACCACUGUUUGACAAGUUUGUCCUACGGAAGGGUCCCACCACGACCUCGUCUGGAUCUGACUUCAACAGCGGGGGAAGCCGCUCCAGGAAGAACACGCUGCGCCGCACCGGCCAUAGUGUCCUCGCGAGCAACGAGAAUAUCAGAAGCACAAGCCAGUUCGAAAUGGCGCCAGCUCGCAGGAGCGACACCCGGACGGCGAGCAGCACGGAGGGUAUUCUCGUGCGUGUGGAUGUGGACAUGAAAAAGGACAGGGGGGAUGUCCAAGACUACAUUAGAAACCAGUAUGGUAAGUUUUGA